Mycotypha africana is the source of this 1534-nucleotide messenger RNA. RefSeq lists its product as uncharacterized. The coding region runs from base 123 to 1088 and encodes 321 amino acids. NCBI's taxonomy places the organism in Eukaryota, Fungi, Mucoromycota, Mucoromycetes, Mucorales, Mycotyphaceae. The transcript is spliced from 5 exons. The record is from RefSeq and is a predicted model, not a curated record.
CUUUUCUUAUAAGUUUGCUAUAUCCAUUUUAGCCAGCGGUAGUCUAUUUUUCAGAUUUGCUUCCUAUAACAACUUGACAGUAUAGCUUCAUAUCAUCCAGACAUUUUGAACGAAUAUAUGCUAUGUCAUUAGGAACACUUAAGAUUGAACUCGUAUGUUUGCAAGGGCUUGCUUUGAAUGGAUUUCCUAGUACUAAGACGUAUAUUAGUUGCUCUCUUUCGCCGUCCGAAAAGUAUAAGACACGUUCUGUAAGUGGCCCCGAGCCUCAAUACCACGAGACAUUGAGCUGUCAUGUAACUGACAAAAGUAUGUCAACAUUAUACUUUGAAGUAUAUAACGAGGAUAUGAGUCGUCCAGGAAUCAUCGGCACUUCUGAAUAUAAUCUAGAUAAAGUAUACCUGAGCGCACACAAACUCGAAGAGUGGAUAUCUGUAAGGACAACUGUAGGUGGACCGCUUGGUGAUCUUCUUGUCAAAUUUAAAUUUUUGCCUUCACAAAAUGUAGAGGAAAAAAUCACUGAUGCUGCAUCAAUAACACAGCAGUGCAUAAAUACCGCACAACCAUUAGUGUCAGACACAUUCUCUGCAUCUAUUGGUGAAACCGCACCUAUCACGCAGUUACCCACUAUAACAACUUCCUCUGGUACAACCCCCGGAGUUGUUGCAAGUAUAACUACUACUUCUGCUCAUGGUGUUCUUCCAGCCUCAGUAUUGAUGCAUACCGUUCCUCCGACUGUGCUUAAUACACAAGCUACUAUCGCCGAUUCUCAGCAUUACCCAAUACCAACACCUCUGCAUACACCAACGCCCACAGCACCAAUACCUGUUGUUCCGGCUCCAGUAACACCUAUAACGGUUGCUACACCUCAACCAGUCAGUAUUCCUCCCUUAUCAACACCACCUAUCCCAGCCCCAUCACCAUUACCACCAAGCCUUAGCCUACCAACAGUACCUAAGCCAGUUAUGCCUAGAAAAGACGAAAAGAAAAACAAAUCUAAUAAGAAAGGAGCGUCAUCUGAUUGGGUGGUAAGUUCUCGCUUUUCCUUUUUCGUCCACAUUUACAAAACGGCCUUUUCCAAAAAUUCAUAACGGUUAUUAUUGUUUCAUGGAUCAGAAAGUUGGUAGUGCGGCCAUUGCAGGAGCUGCCAUAGAAGGGAUCGGGCAUUGGGUAACUAACAAGUUGACAAGCAAUGAGGAUAAAAAGAAAAAGAAGCAAUAUGAAACAUUUGAAAAAGCAAUGAAUGAAAAACCUUAUCGCUCAGCAAGUUUCCGAACGACAGAGGAAAAUAGUAAGCAAAUGAUUCAAAAAGAAGAAGAAGACGAAGAGUUUUAUGAUGCGAAAGAAUAGCAUGGCUGCUAAUCUGAACUUUUUCAGUUAAUGCCCUGAAGUUUCGCUUUGGUAGCAUUCACUGAGAAAGUUGGCUGGCGAGCAUUGGUCAUAUAAGACAGACAAAAAUCAUUGGAUUAAAGGCUUCCUGAGAUACCAUUCCAAACGUUGAGAAAAUUAAUAAAUACUCAUACCGCAUCGCCAUAGA